AAGUCAAGUUGCGCGCGGAUCACGUGGGCCCAGUGUUACAGACGUCUUCGGCAGUCAGCUGAUGAUGUUAUUGAUCUCAGUGUUAAUUUAAUCGCCGUGAUUUGUAAUUCAGUUAUGAGAUAAAAGACACUCCGGGCUGAUGCGAGUGCAGGCGCUUAAAAGCGGUGACGAUAAUGAAUGCGCACGAUCACGUCAGGUCUCGGAAGCCACGCAAGUUUCAGUAAGCCUGCAUAUUGCUUGGAUCAAAAUAACCUGGUGCCUCGAGUUUCCUGGCUGGCUGCUGGCUGGGCUCCUCCUCUCCACCCCGACGAUAACUUUGCUGUUAGUGGCUGCUGAUCACCGAAACUGUCUGGGUAACUGGCUAAACGGGAUGUUCCCGUCUUAAUGCAUAAACGGCGGAAGAAGUUCGGAAAGACACACAGUCGUGACCGUGAAGAGACGAUGGCCACGCGAACUGGGAUGGAAAAAAUCGUGAAGGAUGCUGGAGAGAUCAGCACCCGCCUCUUGGACCACAAAGCGUUCACGCAUGGUCAGGCUCGCUUCAUGCUUCGCGAGUUCGAGGAGCGGCGCGGGUACCGCGAGAUGCGCCGCCUGCAGGAGGCCGAGGAAACGAUGACACGCAUGGCCGACUCGCUGCUGCCCGACACCCUGGCCCUCACCCAGGAGCUCCCCACCAUGCUCGCUCGCCUGGAGGCUGCAAACCGCAUGUGCAACCGCAUCCUGCAGCACCAGGACGAGCCUCGUGAGCAUGAGGCGCUGGGGAAGGGGCGAGAGCGGCGGCGCGCCGAGCUGGACGCGAGCUUGCGGCGGAUGCGCGAGCACUGCGCCGGCACGGACGCCCGGCACGACCGGGAGAUGGCGGAGACGCGGGCACGCUACGAGCGCCUCGCCCUCGAGCUGCAGGAGGGUUACGCCCGCACGACGGCGCCGUGACCCCUGCCGCCGGCAAGACCGUCGCCGCGACCGUCGCCGCCAGAAUCGGAAUCUUGGUGUUUUUUGACUGGAGGAAUCCGACAAGCUUACGAAGCUCUUUUUUUUUUCACAGACGACCAGUAAAUGUCCGCCGUCGCCACGUGCAGCCCGUGUCGACUGGCGCGGCUCCUCCCAUGCUCGUGGCUGUUGUCGUGGCCUUCAAAUGGGUUUGGCAACAAGCACACGUGCGGCGACAAAGAUCCCCCCCAUAUAGCCUUUACAGAGUGUUGGGGCAAGAGCUGUUUGCAAGCACUGAAGGUCCAUGCAGAUUCAGCUUUAUUUCUCCACUGUUGAGUCCUUUGUUAAACUGAACAAUACAGAGACACCAAUAUUGUUGGAAAUGACUCCAGCACCGCAGAAAUCCUGGGUUCGAAUCCCGGCAGCUUUCGGUAGUUAAAACGGGUCCUCAAGUGUAGUAGUGAGUUGAUGGGUCUCGGCCCUGUCACCUAUGAUGGCACAAAAAACCACCACAUUAAUUCUUAAUUUGUAUAAAUUCAAACUCUGAUUAUGUAAGAUAUUGCUUUUUCACACCACUCAUAUGCAAAGAGAUUUGUAAAGCGCUGCCCUCUACCGUGUGUGUGGUUGUCAGGUUUUUCCAGGACACGACUAAACCCAUCGAUUCGUCGUGUGGGGUGAUUGGAUUGGUCGUCACAUGCCUCAUGUACAUGUAUACUCUAGGUAUUGUAUCGCUCUUUCAUGAUACGUGGUCCAUCACUAGGAUCGCCAGUACCAGCCAGCACUACUAUGCAUCUGCUAUGAAGGGCUUGGGGAAUAGGGUAAUGCCCCAGUUCAAAGACACUGAGCUGUAGUCCAUGAGGGCCAAAACCAAAUAUUCCACUUGUAGGUGCCACGAGAUGUGGCAUAACUUGAGCGGUUCCAAUUUAUUUACUUGGCCAAUGAUGGUGAAUUGUGAUUUGAAAUGAAUGGGUUAUCAAAUCGUUCCUCUUAUAGGCUACUCUUUAUUUUGCGACUGUGGGUGAUACCAAUGUCUGCUCUGGCCCGUGGACUGCUAGGACUAUUAAGAUCUUGGGUUCAGGUCCGGGUUUCAGCCAGCUGUGGUUAAACUAGGUUCUCGUUUUCAGAGAAUUGAUGGUUGUGGUCCGAUCACCAGUGACAACACAAAAAAUGCAUGCUUUGUGUAUUUCAUUGAGCCUAGCCCAGAUACAAAAUAAGCAGUAUGUUUUUGCGUUAGUGUUGUUGAUCUCUUUGUGUAUGCGGAUUGUCCAGCGUGUUCAGAAAAUAAUAUUCAGGAACUGAAAUUCAGUUCCCUGAAGCUCCCAACACGUGGGGCGAAAUGUCGGGCAUCGUGCCGAGCAGCACGUGGUCCAGCCCAAAAAGCAUUUGAGAGCUAAACAUCCCAUUGGCGUGCCGACAGGAGCUUGACAUUUUUUUUAUCGUACCGUUCGUGCAAAUUCCAUCUCAAAAUGCCAUAGAAUUUGUAACUCGCAGAACUACAAACGAGCGGAAAGGCAGCCACAACCGGCGCCAACAAUUGCCCAAGCUCUGUCGUCAUAUAUUGAAAUGUUUGGCCAACUUUUACGGCCUCGGAGCAAUUCGCCACACAUUGCUUUUGGAAGCAAGUUUCCCUGUUGCAUUCAGAUGUUCAGACACUUGCCCAGAAGCUAUUUAUGAUGUAUGUUAUAAACAGCUAAGGUUGAUCUAACUUUCAAUACAAGUCUCGUGGUUGAAUUUGUAUGCUCAAAAACUCAUGUGCUUAAAAUGUGUGGUUUAAGAAUUCCUAAUUCACAUUACGUAUAGAAAUGUAAUUACAAAAUGUCAUGCUUAGGUUUAAGUUUCUGGAGAAAUGGACAUGAAUUGCACAUGUGCCUGUUUUCCAUUGCCCUUGUCACAUUUUAUUUAACAAAUACAUGCUUUUGAUUUAAA
Molecule: messenger RNA, 2856 nt
Organism: Petromyzon marinus (sea lamprey)
Lineage: Eukaryota; Metazoa; Chordata; Hyperoartia; Petromyzontiformes; Petromyzontidae
Source: RefSeq, a predicted model, not a curated record